This is a messenger RNA of Staurois parvus, 491 nucleotides long. NCBI's taxonomy places the organism in Eukaryota, Metazoa, Chordata, Amphibia, Anura, Ranidae. The record is from the annotation of a GenBank genome assembly.
GUUUGUAGGAGCCGUCUGCAUGCCUAGGGGCUUGAUUGUAUACACCUGUGUCCAUGGAGGGGAUUGGAACACCUGAAUCACAUGAUAUGGAGGGGAUUGGAGCACCUGAAUCACAUGAUUGGGAGGGGAUUGGAACACCGGAAUCACAUGAUAUGGAGGCGAUUGGAACACCUGGAUCACAUGAUAUGGAGGGGAUUGGAACACCUGAAUCACAUGAUUUGGAGGGGAUUGGAACACCUGAAUCACAUGAUAUGGAGGGGAUUGGAACACCUAAAUCCAAUGAUUUGGAGGGGAUUGGAACACCUGAAUCACAUGAUAUAGAGGGGAUUGGAACACCUAAAUCCAAUGAUUUGGAGGGGAUUGGAACACCUGAAUCACAUGAUAUAGAGGAGAUUGGAACACCUGAAUCACAUGAUUGGGAGGGGAUUGGAACACCUGAAUCACAUGAUAUGGAGGGGAUUGGAACACCGGAAUCACAUGAUUUGGAGGGG